UUCUUGUUUAUAAGAAAACAUUAUCACAAUCAAAUUUUCUUUUACAAAGCGCGAUUGUUGUAUAUGCUGCAUCAUUUUUUUCUUGUUGGCGGUGAAAAUGGAUACUUGAUUGCAUAAAUUUCCUAUUGAAGAUAUUUACAGCACAUGGUAAGUACUAUGCAGUGCAUUUUUUUGGUAAAAAUGUGCAUUUGUUCUGUCCUGAUAUGACCAAAACAUUGAUUGAAAUUUUGGGUUACUAGUUGUAGGUUUUCGUGGAAACUAGUGAUAUUUCAUGGCAUUAGGAAAAUGGGGUCCCAUACUCCCACACUCCAACGUCUUUUCAUGGCGAUUUUUUUUUGGGUUUCAUAGCUUUUGAAGGGUUUUUAAUGGUUCAUUUUUUCAAAAUAAGUCCUGGUUUGACUGAGAGCCCUUGGGAUCCACAUGGGCCAAGUAGUGAUUACACUGUUUCUCCUAACUUGAACUGGUUGUUGAUCCACUGGAUUUAUUUGUUUUAUGUUUUGUCUCAUGUUAAAUAUCUAUGACUUUUGGUCUAGAUGUCCCCACUGAAGUUACAGUGUUUGGUUUAGUACAUACAAUUUAGCAGAAACGAACAAUAAUGAUUCAGUUUAAUUCUAUCUUUAUCAUUUGUUUUUUCUCUUUGAUGUUUUUGUCUUCAAACGAUUUUCAUGAGUGAAGAUAUAGAUUGAUUCAUGCCUUUAAGUAACAGACGUUUUUCAUUUUCCUCUAUGCAUUUUGAAGUCUGAAACUAACCCUUCUUUUCUGAAUGAACAGAAUUUUGAUGAACCGAAAUUGAAGCUUCAAUACGUUACAAUUGAGCUAGAGUCCGUCAAAAUGGAAGCAAAUGAGCAAAUAAGGAAAUACAGUGAGGUGGAGAAGCAUUUGCUCAAUCUUCUAAAGCUUGCCUACCAGGAAAGAGAUGAAGCAAGAGAUCAAUUGCACAAGCUACUUAACAAGUUAAUGCCUUGUAGUCCGACUGAACUGGAACCAAUCCUCCCUGAUCCCCAAUCUGAAAGUCUCCUUAUGAUUGCUGCAGCAAAAGCAAACUCAAGCAUUACUGAAUCUAACAGUUUAUCAGAUACAUAUAAUCACCAGUCACAUGGCUCUUCCCCAGUAGAUUCCUUCUUUGAUGCAGUCACUUCACCAGAUUUUUCAAGCAUUAACAUGGCUGGUUCAGGCAGCGUGGGAUUUGUGAAUCAGCCCUAUGUUCAAGAGUAUAACGGUUCCGUGUCAACUGGAUUGGUCUCUUCAAGGGUGACCAAGAUUGAUCCUGCUACAACUGUGAUUGAUAAUCUUGCAAAGGGGAAAACUUUGCCUGAAAAAGGAAAGCUUUUGCAAACUGUUAUGGAAGCAGGCCCUCUUCUUCAGACACUUCUUGUUGCUGGGCCUCUUCCUCGAUGGAGAAAUCCUCCUCCUUCACAAACUUUCAAAAUCCCCCCUGUUUCCAUCGAAAGUUGUGAUUCUAAAAGUGCUAACCAAAAACCAGCUGCCAAUCCAACCAGAACUAUUGUUCAAAAACGAUUGAACUCAUCACCAUACCCUGAAAUGUAUCAUGGGUCUCGUCAAAUGUGUUCAUCAGCUAUGUUGAAUUUUGCAAGUUCUGCUUCUGCUUCAGGGUUGAGCAAUUCACAGCUGUUGACUACAGCUGCCACUGUUGUUAACACUCAAAUCACAGCUGGAAAGCGCCAAAGGUUUCAAUGAGUUAAAAAAACAAGCUUUGCUUCAUUUUUGUAAAGAUUAAACGUGAGGGUGUGAUGAUGUAAACUGGAUAGGCAUUUUUCUGGGGCUUAUGAAUGAUAUAUCAUAGAUGUGCAACACAAUUAUGAAAAAUCAUGACAGGAUUUUUUCCCCCUUCCACAUAUACCUCUUAUAUUAAUUUUCUUUUGAAUAAAAAAAAUUGAAUUUGUUUUCUUGCCUUGCAUCUUUAUUAUGAACAAUAUAGGCUUAGUCUUUCCUGAAAACCAGGCUGCAGAUGCCAUUAGCACGAUGCUAGAGAAUGCUAGUGCCUAAUGCCAUUGGAAGAAACCUGUUAGUGAUUGAGUGGGCUUAAAUACUCAACUGAACAAAAAUGGAAGAACUAUGAUGGAAAAUAUAUCAAGGGAAAAUGGAGUCCUGCUUGACUACAAGAUGUUCAUGAGUUACUAAAGGCCACAAAAUGAAGCCAAGACAGACUUGGAGAAUAAGGUAAUGAGAAAUUCACAAUUGAGUCUCAUUGAAGAAGAAACUAAUAGUCACUGAAAGACUGAAAAUGAAAGGGUUGGAAUGGAAGGUGAUUUGAUACAGCACCUUGUCUCUGGAUGGUGGCGGAAGCCUUUACUUCCACUAUUAACCCUUUCAGACUUCAAUUGCAGGAAAUAAGGGCAACUUUCCACCUUGCUCAUCUAGUCCCAUCUAAACUCGGAAGAAGCAUAUUCAAAGA
Durio zibethinus is the source of this 2416-nucleotide messenger RNA. RefSeq lists its product as uncharacterized. Lineage: Eukaryota; Viridiplantae; Streptophyta; Magnoliopsida; Malvales; Malvaceae. The record is from RefSeq and is a predicted model, not a curated record.